This is a messenger RNA of Mytilus trossulus (common blue mussel), 1190 nucleotides long. RefSeq names its product protein fem-1 homolog C-like. The record is from RefSeq and is a predicted model, not a curated record. The transcript has a single exon. Gene Ontology annotation, cellular component: ciliary inversin compartment. Bases 26 to 961 code for a protein of 311 amino acids. Lineage: Eukaryota; Metazoa; Mollusca; Bivalvia; Mytilida; Mytilidae. Gene Ontology annotation, biological process: protein localization to ciliary inversin compartment. Gene Ontology annotation, molecular function: protein binding.
UCGUAAACAGAUCGUUUCCUUUAAGAUGAAUCAAAAUACAGCGCUGUGCACUGCUGUUACGUUAGGACACAAAGACAUUGUUGAGUAUCUUCUUAAAAACUGUGAGGCUGAUAUCAAUCAAAGAGGAAUUUUCACAGACGAAAAGGAUAACCAACAUAAAGUUCCACCAAUUUGGUGCGCAGCGGAAUCCGGGAGAGUGGAUAUUGCUAGUUUGCUGUUAUUUUAUGGAGCAGACGUGAAUGGUUGUUCAAACACAGAAUCAACUCCAGUUCGUUGUGCAUGUUUCAUGAACCACCAGCCUAUGGUAGAAUUUUUAGUUGAAAACGGAGGAAACCUUUCGAAAACUAAUAUAUACGGUGGAACAUGCUUGAUAAAUUCGGUUGGGUGCUCGGGGAUUGUUGAAUUUUUAAUUGCAAAGGGUGUGGAAGUUAAUUCAGCUGACAGAAAUGGCUGGACUGCACUUCAUUAUGCUGCUGAAGAAGGUCAUGAAAACAGUGUUAGGAUUCUACUGACCAAUAAAGCUGAUUACACCAUACGAAAUAAAACUAACAGAACGGCACUAGAUUUGGCAGCAUAUAACGGACAUGAUUUCGUUGUUGAGGCUUUUAUGAAGAAAGAGUGUGGUACUAAGAUUGAGCUCGUCGAUUCAUAUGAACUGCUAGGAUGUCACCAUGUUGAUACAGAUAUUGAAAAGGCACGUAAAUUCUGGAUGAAGGCUCUCGGAAUGCGUUUCGAAUUUUCAGUAAAUUCAAUGAAUAAGUGUCAUACUUCUGAAAACUUCCUGUCAAAAUCUGCCUUUGCUGAUACGACGGAAAUAACAUCAGCCAAAGAACUUAAACACAUAAAAGAUGAGCACUUAAAUUUAAGUCAUACAUAUGUGUUGUUUAAAUCUAUGAGGAUCUUGACGGGGUCCUUCAUUUUUGUUUUUAUUAUAGUUUAUCACUCUCACUUCACGGCCUAAGAGCAGUUUCAGAAGCUUAGUUCAAACGGAGACACGGUUCCCUGAUGCGGCCUAAAGAGGAUAACGAAAUUAACUAUAUAAAUGAUCUUACAUAUAAAAUAUUUGUAUUUUGCGUUAUUGAUCGUUCCUGAUGAAGUAAAAUCCAGAAACGUGAAUUGGACGUAUGAAAUUUAUAAGAUAAGAUAAGAUAAGAUAAGAUAAGAUAAGAUAAUUUUAUUAACCAAUCAAG